Messenger RNA from Dermatophagoides pteronyssinus (European house dust mite), 957 nucleotides. RefSeq lists its product as uncharacterized. The record is from RefSeq and is a predicted model, not a curated record. NCBI's taxonomy places the organism in Eukaryota, Metazoa, Arthropoda, Arachnida, Sarcoptiformes, Pyroglyphidae.
AAUUGGAGGUUUUGUUAUAAAAUCAUCAUCAUCAUCUUCAUCAACAACAACCUCAUCAUAAAUCGAUGCGACCAACAAAAUAAUUUAUUUUCGAAUAUUAUUGAAUUUAUUAUCGAAGAUAUUUAUCGCAAAAUUGUUUAGGAGAAAAAAAAAUUUCAUGAAUUCAAUCAAAGAUCAAUCUUAUUCAACAACAAUGUCGGCUGAUGUUCCACCACCACCAUAUUCAUCAUUGUAUCCACCAACAUCACCUUAUGGACCAAUACCGAUGACCUCUGCUACUGGUGCAAUGCCAACAUUUGCACCAUUUUAUCAUCAGAAUGGUAGCAUUGGCGCAUCUGGUCAUCAUCAUCCUCCUCCACCAACGCAAUCACCACAAAUGAUGACACCAUUAAUGGCAACUCAGCCAUCAACAAUUGGUCCUCAUCAUCAAAUGUAUGGUGCUAUUGGUCCAAAUCAUUACAUUCCAGCAGCAGCAACUGCAACACAACCAUACGGCCUAUAUCAAACGGCAUUAAUACCAACAGCAUAUGGACCAAUGAUUGCUCCAAUACAAUUUCCACCGAUGACAAAUUCGGCUGCUGCUGCCGCUGCAGCAGCUGCCGCAAUGAUGAUGCCAACAACAACAAACACAACAGCAGGAACAACAGAUUCAUAUUAUAUUGAUCCACGAAUACAAUAUCAUCCAUCUCGUGCAUUCGAAAUUGAAAUGGCUCGACAAACUAUUCCAAUUCCACCACCAUUUGGUCAUAUUCCAACUAUACCACCAUCAGGAAAUAUGGCAUUAAUGUAUGGUGGUGGUGGUGGUAUGCCAAAUGGAAAUGGUACAAUGUUGAUAUCGAAACCAUUGAAAAAACCAUUCUAUUGAUCGAUCCAAAAACAUCAUCGUCAAGUCGAAUCGAAUGUUGAUUAAAUAAUCAAUGUGCAAUAAACAUCAUACCAUUUACGAUUAUCAUCAUU